AUGUUAAGUUUUGCGGGCGUAAUCGGUUCAACAGCUGACGUCACAGAAACUGUUUCGCUUACUUUGCGUAAACUUAUUAUUGUUGGUGUAGGUUUUAUCGUUACUGCUUUAGUGAAGUUCAGUAAGUUAAUAAUACAAAGUAAACAGUUUUUUACAAUAUUCACGAAUCAUAAAGCUGGUGUUAUAGUUUACUAUCAGCACUUCCCUUGGUUCAGGAAAUAUGAUAUCCUGCAAAUGCAUCCUAACAUCAAAGAGCACUUUGGGAUAAAAAUAGACUUCUGA
Molecule: messenger RNA, 282 nt
Organism: Cotesia congregata
Lineage: Eukaryota; Metazoa; Arthropoda; Insecta; Hymenoptera; Braconidae
Source: the annotation of a GenBank genome assembly